GCAUGCGUGUAGCGGUUGUAUUGAUAAGCUAGCAGAAGUAUAAUUUCUGAACAUGUCAGAGAAAGGAGAAGUGGAUUUGACUGGUGCCAAGCAGAACACGGGUGUGUGGCUUGUAAAGGUGCCCAAAUAUCUGUCUCAGCAAUGGGCAAAAGCGACCGGCAGAGGCGAGGUCGGGAAACUCCGAAUAUGCAAGAAAGGAAACCAAGGAAAAGCAGAGGUGUCUUUCACUCUGAACGAAGAGCUCACUGUGAUUGAGGGUAUAGAGGAUAAGACCGUGUCUGCGCCUCGGGAGCACCCGUUCACCAUGCAGUCAGUGGGAGGUCAGACGCUGGCGGUGUUCACAGAGACUUCAUCAGGCCAGUCAGAAGAGAGAUCUGAUGGCAGCAGCUCAGUUUCUGGGGCAGGGGCAGGUCCAGAUAAAAUAGCCUUGGAGGGAGUGGUGGUGCAGAGAGCAGAGUGCAGACCUGCCGUUAGUGAAAACUAUAUGAGGCUGAAGAGGUUGCAAAUUGAAGAGUCCUCCAAGCCAGUCAGGCUGUCACAACAGUUGCAAAAUCCUGUCACUAACAACUACAAACCAGUGGCCAACCACACGUACAAUCUUGAGUAUGAGAAGAGAAAGAAGGAGGAGGGCAAGAGAGCAAGAGCGGACAAACAGCAGGUGUUGGACAUGUUGUUUUCUGCUUUUGAGAAGCACCAGUACUACAACAUCAAAGACCUGGUGGAUAUCACCAAACAGCCUGUGAUUUACUUGAAGGAAAUCUUGCGUGACAUUGGAAUCUACAAUGUGAAGGGGACACACAAGAAUACCUGGGAGCUCAAGCCAGAAUACCGACAUUACCAAGGCGAGGAAAAGACUGAUGAAUAGUCCCUCGCCCUCUGUAGGCCAAUACACCGUAUAUCAUUUGAUUGGUGAGCGUCCCUCCCAAACCAGGCCUUGAUUGGACCUUGGAAUUCUCUCCCGAUUUCUUCCAUCAGGUCUCCAAACACAGUGGAUCAUGAGGUCAAGCAAAAGUUGAGUUUUACAGGGAGAGGUCAUUCCAUCUUCCUGUUGUUUUGUAGGAGACAAGAAGUGGCAUUGGGAAACAAACUGAGGUUUCACGCUUAAGUGAGCACCAUCUUGUCCUAAAGUGGUUUCUGUCCCAGCUCCAGCACACCCUUGAGGAAAAACCUGCCUGUAUUUGAAUUAGUUGUUAUAUCCAUCAGAUGCACAGGUUGUAGGUUGACUCUGGUUCUUAGCAUUGAAUUUGUGUUUUAAUGUGUUUACACAAGUAUAUCUAGAUGUUAGGGGCUUAAUGUUUAAACCUAAACAAGAGGAAGAAUGUGACACAGGUAAUGGAUCUCGUAACUAAAUUGACAUGUGCUGAGUAGAUUUCUUUUUGUACACAUUUUAUAAUCUGACUUUUUGGACUGAUGUGUGAUGCUUUUUUUAAAAAACAAAAAACUAAACAGGAUUUUGAACCUUGACUUAGGAAGACAAAUUGAGCCUGAACUUGGGUUGACAAAAUUCCUAGUCUGGCGCCGUUGCUGUCAUCCUUUAAAUUAUUGCUUUAGUUGUCUUAGCCCAUCUUCACUGCAAUUUUUAAUUGUCUUAUACAAUAAAUGUUUCACUAGAAAAAAAAGAGUGCUUACUUUAUAUAGAAUGGUAUCAUAAAGCAUGUAAAUGACAGAACCACAUACAUAAUCAGCCAUCCAAUAACCCUUGCAAAUUUCUUCCGUGGUGCACCUCAUUUUUUAUUUGGCUCAAAUCCUUUGAGGCCAUACUUCUAUUAUUCUGUUACUUUCUGUAAUUCCACUUCAUGUUGUAAAGGGCUUCCUUUUCAGUCAUUGUUACUGUAUACAUACUACUUGACACUGCUUAAAGCAUUAGUAAUCACAAGUAUUCAAGUCUAUGGAUCAAGUAUGAUGGCUUUAAGCAUGGUCUGAGGCUUUAACUGCUUAUUGUAA
Messenger RNA from Chelmon rostratus (copperband butterflyfish), 1944 nucleotides. It is a transcript of the gene gtf2f2a, whose product is annotated as general transcription factor IIF, polypeptide 2a. The transcript has 9 exons. Gene Ontology annotation, cellular component: transcription factor TFIIF complex. NCBI's taxonomy places the organism in Eukaryota, Metazoa, Chordata, Actinopteri, Chaetodontiformes, Chaetodontidae. Gene Ontology annotation, biological process: transcription initiation at RNA polymerase II promoter; transcription by RNA polymerase II. The record is from RefSeq and is a predicted model, not a curated record. The coding region runs from base 53 to 865 and encodes 270 amino acids.